GCAAUGAAAAACCACACAGCACCCAGGGAAUUCAUUCUUCUAGGGCUGUCAGAUGACCCUGAGCUUCAGGUUGUGAUUUUUCUCUUUCUAAUGAUCAUGUAUAUAUUAAGCAUCACUGGAAAUUUAACCAUCGUCACUCUCACCUUGGUGGACUCUCAUCUACAGAUCCCUAUGUAUUUCUUCCUCAGGAACUUCUCUGUAUUAGAAAUAUCUUUUACAACUGUCUGUAUCCCUAGAUUCCUCAGCACAAUUGUCACCAGAGACAAAACUAUUUCAUACAAUAAUUGCACAGCUCAGUUGUUUUUCUUCAUCUUCAUAGGUGUAACUGAAUUCUACCUUCUAACUGCCAUGUCCUAUGAUCGCUAUGUAGCCAUCUGCAAACCCCUGCAUUACACAACCAUCAUGAGCAAGAGAGUCUGCACGCUGCUUGUAUUUUGUGCUUGGUUGGCAGGAUUUUUAAAUAUUUUCCCACUAGUUAUUCUAUUCCUCCAGUUGGAUUACUGUGGCUCCAAUGUCAUCGAUCACUUUGCUUGUGACUAUUUCCCUCUCUUGCAAUUAUCCUGUUCAGACACUUGGCUCCUAGAAGUGAUUGGUUUUUACUCUGCAAUAGUGAUUCUACUUUUCACUUUGGCAUUAAUUAUUCUCUCUUACAUGUUCAUCAUUAAGACAAUCCUUAAACUCCCUUCUGCCAGUCAGAAGCAAAAGGCAUUUUCCACUUGUUCCUCUCACAUGAUUGUCAUCUCCAUUUCUUAUGGAAGCUGCAUAUUCAUGUAUGUUAACCCUUCAGCCAAAGAAAGGGCAUCACUGAUCAAAGGAGUAGCUGUUCUCAAUACUUCUGUUGCUCCUAUGAUGAAUCCAUUUAUAUACACUCUGAGGAACCAGCAAGUGAAGCAAGCCUUUAAGGACACAUUCCAAAAGGUUAUGUUUUUCUCAGCAAAAUCAAAGUGUUAGUAGUAUUAAAUGAAUAAAGUUCUUGUUAAUGCCUUCUCUU
This is a messenger RNA of Choloepus didactylus (southern two-toed sloth), 991 nucleotides long. RefSeq names its product olfactory receptor 6C3-like. Gene Ontology annotation, biological process: G protein-coupled receptor signaling pathway. The coding region runs from base 4 to 951 and encodes 315 amino acids. NCBI's taxonomy places the organism in Eukaryota, Metazoa, Chordata, Mammalia, Pilosa, Megalonychidae. Gene Ontology annotation, cellular component: membrane. The transcript has a single exon. The record is from RefSeq and is a predicted model, not a curated record. Gene Ontology annotation, molecular function: olfactory receptor activity; G protein-coupled receptor activity.